Colletotrichum navitas is the source of this 2282-nucleotide messenger RNA. RefSeq lists its product as uncharacterized. NCBI's taxonomy places the organism in Eukaryota, Fungi, Ascomycota, Sordariomycetes, Glomerellales, Glomerellaceae. The record is from RefSeq and is a predicted model, not a curated record. Gene Ontology annotation, molecular function: zinc ion binding; DNA-binding transcription factor activity, RNA polymerase II-specific. The transcript has 7 exons. Gene Ontology annotation, biological process: regulation of DNA-templated transcription. Bases 207 to 1922 code for a protein of 571 amino acids.
CGUCGAAUCUUCAAAAAGCCGGUGGUCCCCGGCGCAACCGGUGAACAACAAACUCAACCCCGAUCCUACCUGUUUCGCCGGUCCCUCCCCCACAGAGCCCAGCAAUUACGGGCACAGGAAAGCCGCAAACAACCUGCGCUCUCCGCAACCGUUCUGUACACUAUAGAGUGGGACUUGAAGUCGUGCUAGUGCAUAAGCUGUUGACAAUGUCAAGUCAGCCGGCGAGAGACAAGAUGGUGACCCGGCCUGAGCCGGAGGAGUCGGGCCUGAGCAAAGCCCGGAAGGCGUGUGUCAAUUGCAGGAAACAAAAGAUGAAAUGUAGAAUCGAAAAUGGGUCCACAUGUCGAAGAUGCCUACGGGCAGGAGUGCCUUGCGUCUUCGUACCGCGAGCCAACUCAGCAUCGCAUCGUGAAAGUAUCUCGCUUGCGUCCCUUCUGCAGGCAAACGAGCAGAGCCCGUUGUUAAACAAGUCCGUCUUCCUCCGUCUCAAACGAAUCGAAGAACACUUGGGGCUGCCGCCCUUCAGCAAUGUCGAUGAGCCCGAAUCGCCUCCGUCUCCAGGGAUGACGGUACUGGAGCCUGGGACGCCUGGGGAAAAUUCACUCGGCGCUCUGUGGGGUGCGGUAUCUGUGCUCAGAAGAAGCUGCUCCUCCAAUGUCAGCUCAAACAUAUGGGACAAGGCCAUGAUCAAGCGCCUAUGGCUGUCGUUCCACGAGUCCAUGCCGGGGCUGCACUUUCUCCCAACAAAACAGACGUUCUCGUCUCCAAGACCACUCAUGCUGGCCUCUAUGCUCUACUGCUCCAGCAUCAGGGGUUCACCAGACGUUGCCCUCUUGGCGCCGGAUUAUUUCACCGUCUUGUGCAGCGCCAUCUCCCAGCUGUGCAUACCGCAGAGCGAAGUCGGCCAGCCUCCCGACGAUAAGGCUUCCGCGGAAGAAUGGGCGUUUCAAACGGUGUUGGGUAUCAUACUCGCCGGCCUGCUGAGGGAAGCUGUCGUGAAAGAGACCGGGGUCUGGAUAUCCCUCGCGUACCGUCUCAUAUUGGAGCAUUGUCCCUCUCAUACCGAUGAGCGAUCUCGCGAGUGGCGACGGUUGUUCGCCGGGCUGCAGAUCGUGGAUCUUGAACAUGCGUCAAUCCACCUGUCGUGUCCUGUCAUUCCCAUCGAAGCGCCGCUUCCAAGACUGAAGAUCCCACUGCAGGAUCAGCUAUAUCGGUUGUCAAGGAUGAUGCACACAGGUUUAACUCACUUUACGGGGAGGGGCCUUCCGACAAUCUGGUCCUGCUUCGAAACCGAGCCCAGCGUGGCGCAGAUCUCUUCUGUUUCGUUCAGUGGGGUUGACGGCGCUGUGAUCCGCGACUGGGCGCGGCAGCUGGACGACUGGCUCGUGGAGUUUAGUGACAAGGACUUUGAGUCCGAGCACGAGAAGAAGCUCGUGUUCCGGCAGUAUAUCCUGCAUCGACUCCUUGUCUUGUCCAUAUACCACCCCGCCAGAGGCUGCAACCUGUUCUCGAACACGACCCCAAAAGAGCAGCACGAGCUUCUGGUCUCUGCUAGAGCGGCCGUCAAACUCCAGAUAUGCGACUCUUCGAUAUGGUCUAAUUGGGAUUUGGUCAUGAUCACGUGGGCUGCUCUUAUCGUACUUCAAGGAGUUGACGGAGGGGUAGGGGAACCUGAAGAUUUAGAAAACGUAGGCGUUCACCUGCAAAGGUUGAAGGAGAUGUACGAGCCAAAGCCCAGCCUGCGGGGAAUGCUGGCUGCCCGGCUCGAGCAGAAGCUUCAAGGACUUCACACGCCUGCGUCGGGGGAUGCCGAGGGUUUUGAACAAGAGAUUCGCAACUUGGACAACUCGUGGUACAUCUUUGACCAGUCUAGCCUUCAGGCUGGCUACAACUUGUGGUCGUAUGAGAACCAGGGCGGCUGAGCGCUAAUUCCACAUAGUCUUCUUCCCCAAUCUUUCAUACAUAACCGUUUCGGUACCGUAUAAGAGAUUGAAAUAUAGCACAGGUCGGAGCUGCUGCGUAUUGAGCUUUUACGUAUCGUGGUAUUACAUAUGUACCAGGUGAACUCCACUAGACUGCUUAUAGGGGUGUACAGCAACUGUAUCCAUGAAUUAAUGAAUAUAGUCGCUCUAAACCUCCAUAAGUGGUCUAGUGCAGUUCACCCAAUACAUAUGUAAUAUCACAGUAUGUAAAACCUGAUACAGGCCACCUCUGGCCUGUGCUAGAUCUUAAUAUCUUGAUAUGGCAUAGAACAUGUCACAGGACAGUGCCAGCCACCUGCA